Cladocopium goreaui is the source of this 930-nucleotide messenger RNA. The record is from the annotation of a GenBank genome assembly. NCBI's taxonomy places the organism in Eukaryota, Dinophyceae, Suessiales, Symbiodiniaceae.
GCCCCCAGAGCCGCGGCCGAAGACCGCGAAGCGCAAGGCCGCGGCCGCGCCGCCGGUGGCGCCGAAGCCGAUGCCCGUGAAGCGCCCCGCGCCAGCGCCCGAGGCUAUGGAGCCGCCACAGAAGGUACGGGCCGCGGCGAAGACGCAGGGGAAGAAACCCAGCAGGAUCUCCAAGCCCACGGACGAGUCGCACGCAACGUUGCAGCAAGAACUGGCCGCCGGCUAUGCGGCGCUGGCGGCGGCCGCUGCGCAGGCGCAAGCGGAGGAGGCAGACGAGGCGGAGGCGGAGGUGCCCGAGCCGCCAGCCGAGCCCGACGCUCACGCGGCUUUCCCGCCUAGCGCGCAGGCGGCGCUGGCUGGUUACCCCGCUUGGAAAUCAUCGCCUCCCUGGCGCUCCACGUCAAUGCAAAUGCCACCACCGCCAAAGUCUUCUCCGGUCGAGGCCAGCCCGGCCAUGGCCGGCAUGGCCAGCGCUGCCCAGGCAGCAGGGCAGGUGCUGAGUCAAAUGCGUCUCAUCAGACCGAAAGCUCGUCCAGGCAGCAAUGGCUACUCCACAGGAGCUCCACGGAUUACGCCCUACUUGGAUAUGCCGCGGUCAGCCACGCCCCCGCCGCCGCCACCUCCAAAGACGUCGGAGGAGGUGGCUGAUGGCUUGGCGUCCAAUGACAUCUCCGCCUGGGCUCGCGCCUGGAAACUGGAGAGCUACGAGGCAAUUCUGCUCCGCAACUACGACGAUGUGGACCAGAUCGUCUGUCUGCAUUGUGAUGACUUGUGGCUCUUCUUUAAAGACAACAAUGUCUACGAUGAGGCGGAUCAAUGGGCCUUCACCCAUGCCAUCCAGGGUCGGCAAGCCUUUACCAGCUGAGGGCCUGAGGGCCAGGUGAGUGAAUGAUCCAGCGGAGGAUGUCCUGAGGAUGUCAUAGAUUUUCU